This is a messenger RNA of Candidula unifasciata, 2494 nucleotides long. NCBI's taxonomy places the organism in Eukaryota, Metazoa, Mollusca, Gastropoda, Stylommatophora, Geomitridae. The record is from the annotation of a GenBank genome assembly.
UUCCAGUUUGCCUAUGCGGGUCAAAUCAGAAUCAUCUCAGAAAAGUGUGCACACGACACUUGACGGGACAAAAUCACCUCUGGAAAUUUCACAUGCAUCUCAAAAUACUGAUACACGAGAAGAGUCACGAUCUAUGCAAGUUCCAUAUAACCUUGUGUGUUGUAAUGAAACAAGUCAGAAUGCACUGCAGAAUGGGAAUGCUUCUCAGGAGGAGCCCAUAGACAGUGAUAGUGUCAAAGGUAUCUUUGGCUGGGAGACAGUGGACGACACCAAUAUUCCAUGCAUUUUGAGGCAACAGAAAAAGUUUGUCUCAGUUCGCAUUGUAGAGCGUAAAUUGCUGAGUAAGUACCCAAACACAUUUCCAGAUGAACUGGGUAAAAAAGAUCCUCUUGUCAGUUACUUCAUCACAGAAUCUGAGGCCAACUUAUUGAAUGAGAUAAACACAACACACUGUGAUUUCGAAUAUGGACACAAUCCCUUUACUGUUAAAGACUUAAUCGUUGACCUCGAGGAGUUUGUGGAGUUCUUUAACAUAGUAAAAAAAACAUUUCCGGAAGACUUUCUCUCUAAAAUAGGCGGAGAACCAGCAGCUCCCGGUGUGUCUGCACCAGUAAAAACUGACCUGUCCCAGUUUUGUGGCUGGAUUCAAAUAAACAAUACUGUUUCACCAUACAUCGUGAGAAUUGACAAUGGGAGACAAGUCAAGUUAGUGCCGCUGUCAGUUAUUAUGUAUGCUGCUGGGCUGUUGACCAAUUCUAAUAUACAUGGCUUGCUACCCACACCUCAAGAAUGUGCAAUGCUUAAUGAAACUUGCAAAGUUGCAGGAUUUGAUUUUAUGUUUGGCAAAAGCACCCGUCUCAUAUCUGUUUCUGAAGUUCUUCACAGAUGCCAGGUUCAGAUUUUUGAGCUGCCAUUUAAAAAUCCACUUCAGCAUGCACGUUAUCUGGACCCUUGUACUGGACAGUAUUCAUCAAUCCCACUUAUGGGAUUGAUGCCAGCCCCUCUCAGCACUACAGAAUCUGUCCAGCAACAACCUUCACCAUUAUCGAAACCUCUACAGAGUGUCUUGGAUCACAUAUCAGUUAAUACAGGAGAUUUGAACCCAUACAUUUCCGGCUUGGCUCAUCCAGCUUUUCAUCCUUCACAGAUGACUAUGUCAGGUGGUCUCAGUGGUAUUUCGAGUGGGAUAACAGGUCUUUGGGAACCUCCUUCUCCAACAAGAAUGCGCCUUCAAGGACCUUAUGCUGGAUUAAACAUGGAUGCUUUUCGAUUUCAGAAUCCUCAUAGACAGGCAGUAGCAGAGAAAAGCUUAGAUGGCUCAGUAAAGCAGGGUUUUCCUGGAUCAUUAUGGAUUAGGGCACCACCCCCAGCACACAUUAACAGUGUUCUUAAUUCCAUGAUGUCAAAAACUCCACCAGUAACUCCAGACCCUCCACAUUCAUCAGCAUUUCAGUCUCAUAGUCUUCCAUCCAAUCCUAUGCUUUACUGCAAAAACACUUCUGCUCAACUGAAUAUGACCCAUUCGCAUUUCCGAUCUCCAAUUUAUUCACCACACAGACCUCCUGUCUCACAAGUGGCCAGUAAAGAUCUUCCUGCAUCUGCAGUAAAGUACCCCUCUCCCCUGAACAGGCUUCCACUAACUCCGUCACAGUAUUUGAAUUCUCUAUCAUUUCCAUUUGGAGUCAAUCAGUUUGACAGUUCUUACGCUGCAAGAAAUGAGUCAAGCAUUCAGAAAACUAUUGCAGAUGCAUAUCAAAUGUCAGCAAAAACCACUACUCAUCUGCCUGCUAGUGGAGAGUCUUUAACACAUUUCAGAGGUUGUUCAUCUGAUAACAAGCAUCCAGAGACUUCACACUUAGAACCAGAGGCGAAUUUUCUCCAGCAGAAUAUUUCAGCAGAUAAUCCCACUGCUGCUUCUGGCAACACUUGCUCAGUAACUGACUUGUCACAAAAUAUAUCUGCUUGUCUGAUCAAUGGCAAGAGUAUUUCUUGCAUCAAUGUAAAUUUACCACAUCGAAAAGGAAGUUUCUGCCUUGUUGAAGCUGUGUCCAAGUUGUACUUUCCCUCAGUUCCCUUAACAGAAUUUGUGAAGGUUCUACAAGUGGUUCUUAAAGUCAGCUUGCAUGAAUGUACCUCACAGGAAGAGGCAGCCUUUGUUCAGUACUAUAAUCUUCCUGUUAAAAAACUGAAAUGUAAUAAAAUAAUCAGAGUAGAUGAUUUGGAAGCAUACUUUCCCCAGCUGAAUUACAUGUUCAGUAAAAGGUCUUCUGAUGCAGCAGCAGAUCAACCAUCAUUGAACCAGCAGUCUCCAGCAUGUGUAGGUGCUCAGAAACGUAGAAAGAGCUCGCCAACCCCGGGACCAGCAAGUAAAGUAGCACUACCCAAGCUAGAAAGUGUAGUGCGUAAGUUGCAUCAGGAAAAGAAUACAGCACCAAAUGAAGAAACGCAGGAGAACUCAGAUAAAAACAGUGUAAUAAUCAUUGAUGAUGAGUGA